UAUUAUGGCGAGAAAAUAUAUAUGGAAUAUCGUGUUUACGAUAGGGGUGCGCAGUAAGGGUGCGCGUUUUCUAGCCGCCGUUUGGUCCUUUGUGCAAAGUUCGCAGUCUGCCUGCGGCCGCGCUUGAUGAAACUUUAUUUCGUAUCACCCUUACCUUAGAAAAAACAAUUUUCUCCACGUAUUUCGGAUAUUAUUCUUCGGUGGUCCAACAAGCUGUCGAUAUAUUUUUCUUUUCUAUCUUCUCUUCCUUUUUUCCUUUUCUCGUGUAGUUGGUAGAUGUCGGCGUGAAAUUAAUCAGUGAUAUAAGAUGGAACGGACAGAUCUGGCGCGAUGAUCGAGAAUCGAUGACAACCGUUACGCAAGAUAUAAAUGGAAAAUUGUCUCGAACAAUGCGUGGGUGAAUUCUAAUUGCAAAUCGUCGAUUUCUUAUUAAUAUGAAGCAGUUAAGGGGAGGUGAUGAUCGUACCUCGAUGACGCUUAAAUGGAUGGUGUUAACACAGGAAAUGUAUCCGAAACGUUUAGACUGUGAUUUGCAAGUAAUUGUGACGAAUGAAUAUUUAUUGAGUAAUAAAAUUAAUCGAAUUAAUAUUAAAUCGUUGUUAAUGUGAGUUCUGAACGCUCAAGUUGUUUGUGUAAAUGAGAAUAAUAUAAAAUAGAAGCUCUGAUAAAUGGAAGAUCAUUGAAACUCUUUGAUAAUAGUCCGAAGAAUGGACUUUAAAACGAUGAUUUCAAAAGUUCUGUAAAAUAGUGCUAUGCGUUGUCUUACGUACAAAGAUAAAAAUAAAUGGUGAUAAAAACGAAAACUUAUAUGGGAGAAUGAGGAACUGAUGCAUGGUGGAAAUUGAUCGAAAGUUUUUUAAAGACUCUUUACGUGACACUAUGAAACUUUAACCGGAAGAUGAGGAAAUGACAAGCGACAGAUCGAUUAGGAAAUAAUAUGCUUGUGGACGGGGGUCGUGUAAAUUCAUCGUCGUAGCAAGGUCGGAAUGUUCCACAUAAACGGGUCACGAUGAAUACGGACGUGCAAGUAAAUCGUUCGCUAGAGAGACUACAAGACUUCGAGGCGUGGAACGUAACGAAUCCAGAGGAUUGCAACUAUUUCUCCGAAUCGCAGAGCAUAUUUUCAACAAAAUGGUUUCGUAGCAUUAUCUGCUUCCUGUAUAGCACCGUUUUUGUGGUCGCGUUAACUGGAAACGGUCUAGUCUGCUACGUAGUACACAGCAGUCCCCGAAUGAAAACCGUUACCAACUUCUUCAUCGUGAACCUUGCUUUCGGCGAUAUCCUGAUGGCACUCUUCUGUGUACCAACCAGCUCCAUCAGCACUCUGAUACUACAAUAUUGGCCAUUCGGCUCAGAAGUUUGUUUCAUCGUAAUUUAUUUGCAGGCGGUAUCAGUAUUGGUGAGCGCAUACACACUUGUUGCGAUUAGUAUAGAUCGCUAUAUUGCCAUUAUGUGGCCCCUGAAACCCAGAUUGAGCAAACGUCAAGCUCAAUUUCUGAUUCUAACUGUUUGGAUGCUUGCUAUGAUAAUAUCUCUUCCUAUCGCUAUUGUUUCAAAGCUAUCUCAACCAUCGAAGAAAUACGAAAGAUGCAAUCAAUACAUUUGCGUGGAAGUUUGGCCGUCGAUGGAGAACAAGUAUUAUUACUCAAUAGCGUUAUUGGUUCUUCAGUACGUGAUACCAAUAACAGUUCUGGUGUUUACGUACACCAGCAUCGCUGUUAUGGUAUGGGGAAAGAGACCGCCAGGAGAAGCCGAAAAUGUCAGAGACCAGAGAAUGGCACGAUCAAAAAGGAAGAUGAUUAAAAUGAUGGUAACGGUCGUAAUAGUGUUCACUAUUUGUUGGCUUCCACUCAAUAUAUUAAACCUACUAAUGGAUAAUAACGAGACUCUGGAAAGUUGGGCUGGACUUCCGUUCGUAUGGAUGGUUCUCCAUUGGCUAGCCAUGUCACACUCCUGUUACAAUCCAGUCAUUUAUUGCUGGAUGAACGCGAGAUUUCGGACUGGUUUCGUAACUGCGAUCGGACAUUUGCCUGGUGCACAUCGAGUACUUCGUAGAGAGAGACAACGUGAUAACUAUAAUGCUAGUACAAUGGGCAUUCCCUUAACAGGUAUCAAUGAUUCGGGCCAUUCUGUUUUGCGACGUAUGAACACAUGCACAACCUACAUCAGUGUCCGCCGCAAAACAAACGGAAACCAUACUGCACCCGCAAGAAGUGCCAGCAUCCGGAAUGACUCGUUUCGACCAGCGAAUCAACCAUUACAACGACAACUCGUUUAUCUCGAAUCCCACAAAGAAGAACAACUGUAAAAGGACUUUUUAAUUAAAUUACAUGUGAUUCCGUGUUAAAUGAAUAAAUAUGGAAAUAGAAAGUACAAUACAAGAAUAUUUAAAUGAUGCAAAUGUUUAUAAGGAAAGGAGUAGAUAAUAUGUAUAAGAAAAAGUUGAAUAAGUUCUGCGGAGAAAUUUGUGACUAUAAAUAUAAUGGUGAUUUGUGAGAAAUCAUAAAAUGAGCGUAACGUGGGUUUGGGUGGAUUUAAGAGAAGAAUAUUUUCAAUUAACAUACUAUCAUAAGUUUCGUCCUUUUCGUACUUAAUAUUCGUAGGCCAAAAAAUAUUCGGCCAAUCAUGUUGCUAGACCCGAAUUCGAUCGAACACUUGCCGGACGGGUGCUUUCUUAUUAAACUGCCCAGGCCUGGCGAAUACUUUCUCCCCAAUUCUUAAGAAGUCACGGUGGUUGCCACCUACAAUUCUAAGCUUUUUUAUACAAAGUAUGUAAAAGAAAAAUAAUAUAGGUAGAUGACAGUUCUAUACAUAUAUAUAUUUAUGUUUUAUUUAGUUACAAUAUUUCGUCCGUUUUGUA
This is a messenger RNA of Bombus pascuorum, 2860 nucleotides long. Its product is annotated as RYamide receptor-like. The record is from RefSeq and is a predicted model, not a curated record. Bases 1010 to 2308 code for a protein of 432 amino acids. The transcript is spliced from 7 exons. NCBI's taxonomy places the organism in Eukaryota, Metazoa, Arthropoda, Insecta, Hymenoptera, Apidae. Gene Ontology annotation, molecular function: neuropeptide Y receptor activity. Gene Ontology annotation, cellular component: membrane. Gene Ontology annotation, biological process: neuropeptide signaling pathway.